Messenger RNA from Amoebophrya sp. A120, 155 nucleotides. The record is from the annotation of a GenBank genome assembly. Lineage: Eukaryota; Dinophyceae; Syndiniales; Amoebophryaceae.
CACAGAUCCUUCACGUGAGGGUGCAGGCGACAGACACACGCACUGCAGCUGUGACAGCUUUGGAGUGGAAAACAGAAGCGGCUACGCCAACGUGGAGCUUGUUGCGUUCGAUGCGCAAGAAGCUUGUGGAGUAUGACAUCCUGCAUCGAGCGGCA